AACAGGAAUUCAAUUAAGUACAAACAAAAAACGAAAAAGAAAGCAGACAAAAUAUCAUUUGUGGUCAGUGUGAUCAGUGGCAACAUUGUGCUCGGUUGUGUCGCAGGUUCAUCAAUCUCGCUGUGGUUUGUUAACCAAAUUCAUUAAAGAAAUUGCAAGCUUAAAGAGCGUACACAAAAGCCAAAGAUCAGUGACCACCCAGUGUGAUGCAAGCAACAAGCAUUGAAGCCCUUUAAGAUGACUGAUUACAAAAAUGGCAACAGCAGCAACCUCAACAACAACCUUAACAACAACAACAAUAACAGUGGACUAAGACUGACGGUGCCCAAGGUGCAGAACGCUGCUGCAGACCAACCGCCAAAGUAUGAUCAACAAAAGCCACCCAGGCAGAUAACAGCAGAUUCAAUGCAAGCGACAGCACCGCCUCUCAUCCAGCCCCAGUCCCAACCCCAGCCCCAUCCGCAUCAGCCAAUAAAAAAGAAACGUCGGGACAAAAGCGAUCUGGGCGAUGAUUUUGUGGCGCCCGAUGGCGGUUGGGGCUGGCUGGUGGCCAUUGCCAGUGGCGUUAAUAUUCUGGUGACGUUCGCGCUGGCCCAGCAAUUUGGGAUAAUAUUUCGCGAUCGCAUGGCCAGCUUGGGCAUCAGCAGUUCAAAGCUGACGACCAUUAUCAACACACAGAUUGCUGUUUCCGCUUUUACGGGUCUGCUCAACGGUCCACUCUUCCGCCGUUACACGUAUCGGGCGGUGGCCCUCUUUGGCUCGGUGCUGACCUUUGUGGGCCUCUUCUGGAUGGUGUUCGCAGACACGUUCACAGUGUACAUCCUCAGCUUCUCGAUUAUCUAUGGCUUUGGACGCGGCCUGACUGUGUCGGCCUCCUCGCUGGCAGUGAACACGUUCUUCAAGGUGAAGCGACGCACUGCGACCGCUUAUCAGUUCGGUGUCGCCGGCAUGGGACCCAUUGUCUGUCCCUAUUUCGCCACCUACAUGCUGAACAUGUUUGGUGUCCAGGGCACAACGCUGCUGUUUGCGGGUGCCUCGUUGCAUACGAUCGCCUGUUCGCUGAUCUAUCAGCCAGUGAAAUGGCAUGUGGUCAAGCGGGACAAGGAUGCGGAGGCGCUGCAGCCGCCAAAGACACAGGCGCAUUUGGACGACGAGGACGAUGAUAUCAUCAAGCAUGUAGUUGAACCGGAGACGCCAGUGUUGCCACGUGCCAACGAUGGAUGGUUCGGAUCACGAGCCUCGCUCAACAGCAGCGGGACUCGGAAUCGCGUCAACACCUGGGACAAGCAGCAGCAGCAGCAGCGGCAGCUGGAUGGAGAGAAUGGUCACUUUGAGCUGAAGCGAUUGAACAGUCGCGACUCAACUGGACGUCAACAGCGUAGCAUUUCCAUUAGUCACAGCAUCAAGGAGGAGCCACACGAUCACGAGGAGGUCGAGUACGAGUUCGAGAAGGAGAAGGAGCAACAGUUGCCGCUGAAGGCACCGAUCGAACUGAUCGAUGAGGACGAGGCGGAGCGACAGCGUCGCAAGAAGUUGCCCUUCUAUCGCAAGAUCGUGAUCUUCUUCGAUCUGGACUUGCUGCGGGACAUCACGUAUGUGAAUCUCGCUGUGGGCAUCACACUGAUCAAUUUUGUGGAAAUCAAUUUCGCCAUUUUGACGCCAUUCAUAUUGAGCGAUCUGAACUUUAAGCCCGAUCAGAUUGCGUUCGCCAUGUCGCUGUUGGGGUUGUUCGAUCUGAUCGUUAGAUUUCUGGUGCCGCUGAUCACGGCCAAAUUCAAUUUCAGUAAUCGCACAUUCUUUGUCAUCGGCAUCUUGGGUAUGUGCAUUGGCCGUAUCUUCCUCUCGAUGACCUCGAAUUUCUAUGUGAUGGCUGCCAUCUUCCUUUGGCUGGGCCUCAACAAGGCCUUCCGCACCGUCUUCUGGUCCCUGAUCAUUCCCAGCUAUGUGCCAUUGAAGCGUCUACCUGCCGCCGCCGGCCUGCAGUUGCUGAUGUCGGGUCUCUUCUCGAUGGCCUUUGGUCCCGUGAUUGGUCUGAUUAGGGACAGAACGAGCUAUGCGUUUACGCUCAACUGUCUCAAUGCGUUGUGCAUCAUUGCAAUUGCAUUCUGGUAUCUGGAGGACUUAAUUAGAGCACGCUCUCCCAAACCGAAGCCAGUCGCCAAGGUGGAUGCGAAGUGAGGCCUCCAAUCUGAAAGUACUGAAACUGAUGUCUGCCCGCCCAGCUCCCCAACUCCCCAGCUCCCAAUCCAGCCACAACCCCAACCCCAACCAUAAUUACAUCCAAGUCGACGUCCAAGUUCAACUCCCUCCCAUCCCACGUUAUGUGGAGCUUAGCCAAGCUUUUCGUUUCUUGUUGAUUUAUUAUUAUUUUAUUACCAUUAAACAAUUUUUUUUUUGUGAAACACGUUUAUUAUCCGUGUACAUUUUGUAUAUAUGUAUAAUUGAAUGUAGCAAAUUAUUUUUAUUAAUUAUAAUAACUGUUAAUAAUAUGCGUAAGCUGCCCAACUUGAAAAAAUCGUAUUUUCGACUCUUUAUUAACUGUUGACUGACUGACUCGUGCCGCAAUCAAUUCUCAUUUGAUUUAUAUUCCACCGCAUUUCAAUUCACGCAGAGCACUCUACAAUUAAACGGGUCACAACGAUAAGAUGAUCAAUUUGUACUUCUUUUUAGCUUGGUGUGAUUUGAAGAAGGUAUUUUUGAAAUCGUGUGUAGAAACAUUCUUUGGGGUUUAAAAAGAAUUCAUAGAGUCAGCUGGUUAAAGUGAUGUAAGUCUUUUUUAUAUGGGAGGUUAUUCACUGAAAUUUAAAUUGUAUUGAAAGAGUAAGAACAAAUUGGAAUUUUGUGAAACUUGAUAUUCCAAUAAUAAUAAAAGAGGCUUCAAGACA
Messenger RNA from Drosophila albomicans, 2885 nucleotides. RefSeq lists its product as uncharacterized. The transcript is spliced from 5 exons. The record is from RefSeq and is a predicted model, not a curated record. The coding region runs from base 238 to 2178 and encodes 646 amino acids. Gene Ontology annotation, molecular function: monocarboxylic acid transmembrane transporter activity. NCBI's taxonomy places the organism in Eukaryota, Metazoa, Arthropoda, Insecta, Diptera, Drosophilidae. Gene Ontology annotation, biological process: transmembrane transport; monocarboxylic acid transport.